CAAUAGCCUAACAAAGUCUAUUCAGCUGUCUUUGCAAGUCUCUCUACAGUUAAGUAACAGCCGAAAUCUAAUGAGACAGGGAUGGAAAUCGAUUUGAAGGAGAAGACAUUUGUCGAAGUCGACGGCACCAACUCAGGAGACGGCGGUGGAGAAGACGGCGCCGGCAGCGGAGAUGAUUUGUUGCUGGCUGUAGGAGAGGGAGGCGGAAGCGGCCAAGCAUGUAGAGACAGAGUUAAAGGCCCUUGGUCCCCUGAAGAGGAUGCGAUCCUCAGUCGAUUAGUCAGCAAAUUUGGCGCCAGGAAUUGGAGCUUGAUCGCCCGAGGAAUCGCCGGGAGAUCUGGUAAGUCUUGCCGGCUCCGGUGGUGUAAUCAGCUUGACCCGGCUGUUAAGCGCAAGCCAUUUACUGAUGAGGAAGAUCAUAUCAUAGCUGCGGCCCAUGCAGUUCAUGGAAAUAAAUGGGCAGUAAUUGCAAGACUUCUACCGGGUAGAACAGAUAAUGCUAUUAAGAACCAUUGGAAUUCUACUCUAAGACGGAGAAGCACAGAGCGUGAGAGGUUAAGGUUGGCGUCUGGAAAUGUGGACCAAGAUGCUACCUUGGACAAAGCCAAAGCAUCAUCUGAAGAAACUCUGUCUUGUGGGGAUGCAAAUUCAUUUAAAUCUUUUGAAGGAAAAGACGGAAGCUCUUUGGAUAAUAUGAAUGAUCAGUGCGAAGAAAAAGCACCAUUAGAGGUUCCAUCAAAUAAUGAAGCAAAAGAAUCAUCUACGCUUUUCCGUCCCAGGGCACGUGUUAGUGCAUUCAGUGUUUAUAAUCCUGUGGACGGCCCAGAAAUUGGUUCACCAUGUUCAAGGCCAGUUCCAAUGGUAGGACCUUUGAUUCAAGCUUCAAUACCAGAUGAUGGAAUUUGCAAAUUGCUUGAUGGGAUUUACAAUGAGCGGUUGGUUCCUCAGCAGUGUGGCCAUGGCUGUUGUGAGGCCCAAAAUGGUAAUAAUCCUCGGAAUUCUUUGUUGGGUCCAGAAUUUGUGGAUUUCCUAGAUCCCCCAUCUUUUCCAAGUUUUGAGUUGGCUGCCAUAGCAACAGAUAUAAGUAACCUUGCUUGGCUCAAAAGUGGAUUGGAGAAUAACAGUGUCAGAGUCAUGGGUGACACUGCUGGCAGAAUAGCACCCUAUGGAUCUCAAGCGCAAAUGGGGCAUCUUUAAGAAAGCAGGGUGAGUGGUAAUUUCCUUAUUGACAAGGGAAAGCAAGUUAAUGGGUGUCGCAACCAACAUGAUAUGAUCAUAGAUUGGUAGCCCUUUUCAUUUUGCACUGGUUAUCAUCAGGGUUUUGGAUUGAGGUGAACAAUGGCAUCUCCAUGUUUAACUGGGGUUGCUAAAAGACAACAUAUUUAUAAGAAGGAUAUAUACUGAGCUAGGUAUUAUAUUGUCGAAAGAGCUAUAUCUUCCCCCCAUCAGAAACUUCCCAUUUAUAUUUAAAAACGUCGGAAGAAAGAAGAGAAAGUUGCAACAGAUCUUUCUGUCGUAUUUUACUUAUCUUAGGUGCCUAAGUUUGUCCCUCCCCAAUGGAAGAAUGACAGCAUUAUUAUUAUUAUUAUUAUUAUUAUUUCUUGGUACAGAAGACCUAAGCAAUGAAACGUGGUUUCUUUGGUUGAGGCAAUGUAGGAUAUUACCAUUGUUGUAUUGGGGGAUAAAUGCAAGAGAAUGGGGAGUGCUAUCCAUUCAAGCUACAAAUAGAACUGGUUAUUUAAAUACAUUAGCUAUAUUUCAUGAA
This is a messenger RNA of Hevea brasiliensis (rubber tree), 1765 nucleotides long. RefSeq names its product transcription factor MYB1. The record is from RefSeq and is a predicted model, not a curated record. Gene Ontology annotation, cellular component: nucleus. Lineage: Eukaryota; Viridiplantae; Streptophyta; Magnoliopsida; Malpighiales; Euphorbiaceae. The coding region runs from base 82 to 1197 and encodes 371 amino acids. Gene Ontology annotation, biological process: regulation of DNA-templated transcription. The transcript has 2 exons. Gene Ontology annotation, molecular function: RNA polymerase II cis-regulatory region sequence-specific DNA binding; DNA-binding transcription factor activity, RNA polymerase II-specific.